Molecule: messenger RNA, 1011 nt
Organism: Tupaia belangeri chinensis (Chinese tree shrew)
Lineage: Eukaryota; Metazoa; Chordata; Mammalia; Scandentia; Tupaiidae
Product: putative olfactory receptor 14L1
Exons: 1
Coding region: 1-1011 (336 amino acids)
Biological process (GO): G protein-coupled receptor signaling pathway
Cellular component (GO): membrane
Molecular function (GO): G protein-coupled receptor activity; olfactory receptor activity
Source: RefSeq, a predicted model, not a curated record
AUGGCCAAUCGCACCACCUCAGUGACUGAGUUUAUUCUCAUGGGGUUUUCAGACUCCCGGGAGUGGCAAGUCCUCCAGGCUGUGCUCUUCCUGCUCAUCUACCUGACGGCUCUCGCGGGCAACCUUCUCAUUCUCCUUACCACCUUGGACUGUCGCUUCCAAAGCCCCAUGUACUUUUUUCUGAGGACACUCUCUUUGUUGGACCUCUGCUUCAUCUCUGUCACCGUUCCCAAAUCCAUCAUUCAGUCCUUGACUCAGGACAGCUCCAUAUCCUUUGCAGGGUGUGUGAUGCAGGUGUUCCUCGUUGUUUGGUUUGCAUGUGCAGAGCUGGCCCUGCUCACGGUGAUGUCCUAUGAUAGGUAUGUGGCCAUCUGCCGCCCCCUGCACUACCAGAUCAUCAUGAAGAAAGGGGCCUGUGGGCAGAUGGCGGCUGCUUCCUGGCUCAGCGGGGCGGCCUCUGGGUUCUUGAAUACCUCUGUGACCUUCUCAUUGCCAUUUUGUAGAUCAAAUUUCGUCCACCAGUUCUUCUGCGAGAUCCCCUCACUACUCAAACUCUCCUGCUCAGAGGAGUACCUUGCAGAGAUUGGAGCCAUAUUUGUCACAACCUCCUUGGGAAUCCUGUGUUUCAUUUCAAUCCUGAUUUCUUAUAUCCACAUCUUCUCCACAGUCCUGAGGAUCCCAUCUAUGGAGGGCAGGUCAAAAGCUUUCUCAACAUGCAUUCCUCACAUUGUGGUUGUUACUGUUUUUCUUAGUACAGGGUCCACUGCCUACCUAAAGCCCGUGCAGGAGUCCCCUGCUGUGUGGGAUAUGCUGGUUUCUGUCUUCUACACCAUGGUGCCCCCAACCCUGAAUCCCAUCAUCUAUAGCCUGAAGAACAAAGACAUGAAAGCGGCAUUUCAGAAAGUGCUGAGAAAGACCAUGUUCAUAAACCCCACCAACCACAACCCUAACACCAACACCAAGAGACAUGAAGCUAACUCAGCCAAUAAUAACAGACUCCCUGCUAUUUAG